GGUUUAAUACCAUCGACUAACCUAUAUUGGCUAGCAUGUGGUUGUGAUGAUCACUUUUCUGACCUAGACUUGGGCGCUUCCACUGUCAGGAAGCGCGAGCUUUUAAAAUGCCUGUCCAGUGUGUAGACACAGGCCUAUCCUUGUCGACAAAAGUUAAUUUAGACAGUUGGAUGGAUAGAGUAGGUCUUAUCCCUAAACACUCUUAGCCUACGCUAAGACUAGGCUAUUAUAAAACCCAUGCAAGCGAUAGCUAUGCCAAUGUAUGCCAUUGAACAUGUUGGGGUUCUUUAAAAUGAAAAAAAAAGAAAGAAAAAAAUAGGCUCACGUGACAUAACAGAUUAAAAGUUGUCGUGGGAUAAUUCUGGUUUCCUGCAACUAAAACACAUAGAGCGACAUUCUUUUUAAGAUAUGCUAACAGGCUACUGAGUUUUGAACGACGCGUUUUGUUUACGUUGGCAGGGCAAGGUACAGGGGCGAAUCGAUUCAUUCUUAAAAAUCCAAUUCGCUUCAGCAAGCAAACUGACUGCUGCUCUCCUGCGCCCGCCUGAGCCAAUCCGAUCCGCUGUAUGUCAGAUGCACCGGGAGUCUCGCACCAAGACGUCCUGCAGCUCAACAUACGCCGGUCAGCAUGUCUUCUGCAAAAUCACCGUCCACCUCGCCGUCUAUUCAGAUAUGCCGGAUUAUGCGGCCAGAUGAUGCCAACAUUGUGGGCAAUGUCCACGGCGGCACCAUCCUGAAGAUGAUCGAGGAAGCGGGCUGUAUCAUCGGGACUCGCCACUGCAACACCCAGUCUGGGGACCGCUGCGUAGCUGCGCUGGCCCGGGUGGAGCGCACAGACUUCCUCCACCCGAUGUUCAUCGGGGAGGUGGCCCACGUGAGUGCCGAGAUCUCCUAUACGUCCAAACACUCUGUGGAAGUCCAGGUCAACGUCCUGUCUGAGAACAUCCUCACAGGGGCCAAAAAAGUAACCAACAAGGCCGCUCUUUGGUAUGUCCCCUUCUCCAUUAAAAACAUGGACAAAAUCAUAGACGUUCCACCAAUUGAGUACUCCAGCCCUGAGGUGGAAGAAGAAGGGAAGAAGCGUUAUGAAUCUCAGAAGAUGGAGAGGUUUGAGACAAAGGAGCGGAAUGGAGAGUUAAUCAACCCAGUGUCUAUCCCAGACCGACACAUGAAAGAGCCCUACACUGUUGGCUUCAGCCAGUCCAGUCUGAUCCACCUGGUUGGGCCAUCUGACUGCACACUGCUGGGCUUCGUGCAUGGAGGUGUGACCAUGAAGCUGAUGGACGAGGUGGCGGGGAUCGUGGCCGUACGCCACUGCAAGACCAACAUCGUCACGGCCUCAGUGGACGCCAUCAACUUCCACCGCAAGAUCAUGAAAGGCUGCGUGAUCACGGUGUCGGGCCGGAUGACCUUCACCAGUAACAAGUCCAUGGAGAUUGAGGUGUUCGUGGAUGCAGAUCCGCUGGUGGAGGCUGAGCAGGGGAAGUUCCGCGCCGUCACCGCCUUCUUCACCUACAUCUCCCUGGACAAGGAGAACCGGCCACUCCCCGUGCCUACACUCAAGCUGGAAGGAGAAGAUGAACAGAAGCGUUUUGAGGAGGGCAAAGUGCGCUACCUUCAGAACAAGGCAAAGAGACUCGCAGAGAAGGAGCGUCAGCAAUGACAUAUCGCUCAUGACAGGCCUCAUAGCCUAUUAUAGAGAAGUACGCAUCACGCUGCCCAGCAAAGUGUUAGGAACCUCUCCUCAUCCUUCCUGUAGCUCAACAAAAAGGGAAACAUCAUAAUAUAUAUCUAUAUGACAUCUAACUUGAAUUCACAUUGUCUCUCUCUCUCCACUUUUAAAGGUUUCAGUGCUGCAUACCAAAGUAUCCAAGUGUAUGUAAAUGAAACAUAUUAUUUUUAUCUUGUUGUUUUCUCUUCAUAUAUGUUUUUUUAUCAUUAUUAUUAUUAUUAUUAUUAUUAUUUGAAAAUGCUGUACAAGAAAAAUAUUUCCUCUGUCACAGAAGUCUACUGGACUAAUAAAAAAGCACUUCACCUGUCCCUUUUCCCCUCUA
This is a messenger RNA of Clupea harengus (Atlantic herring), 2054 nucleotides long. RefSeq names its product acyl-CoA thioesterase 7 (gene acot7). Gene Ontology annotation, molecular function: long-chain fatty acyl-CoA hydrolase activity. The record is from RefSeq and is a predicted model, not a curated record. Gene Ontology annotation, biological process: acyl-CoA metabolic process; fatty acid catabolic process. Gene Ontology annotation, cellular component: cytosol; cytoplasm. NCBI's taxonomy places the organism in Eukaryota, Metazoa, Chordata, Actinopteri, Clupeiformes, Clupeidae.